Ostreococcus lucimarinus CCE9901 is the source of this 2004-nucleotide messenger RNA. RefSeq lists its product with no specific name. The record is from RefSeq and is a predicted model, not a curated record. Gene Ontology annotation, cellular component: nucleus. The coding region runs from base 1 to 2004 and encodes 667 amino acids. Lineage: Eukaryota; Viridiplantae; Chlorophyta; Mamiellophyceae; Mamiellales; Bathycoccaceae. The transcript has a single exon.
AUGCGCUUCGAGCUCGACCCCGACGACGUCUUCUACCGCGCCGCGGACGCGCGCGCGUCGCGCGACGACGACGACGACGCGAAUCGCGUGCGCGUCGAGGUGCACUUUUCGGGACAUCGCUCGACGCUCGACGCGAAUUGCGACGCGGUGCGCGCGACGAUCGCGCGCGUCGCGCGCGGACACGUGUGGGCGCGCGAUGCGCCGCGCGUGGCGCCGAUCGCGGGGUCGAACGCGUGCGAGUGGUCGGUGUGGGUCGGAGACGACGUCGACGACGCGUGGUUGGCGGCGGCGUGCGCGCUCGAGACGUCGAGCGAGCGCGCGGACGUCGCGCGCGCGGUGCGAGUCUGGGACGACGACGGGGAGUUCACGCUGAUCGAAACCGCGGAGGCGCUGCCGGCGUGGGUGACGCCGGAGCGCGCGACGGGGACGACGUUUUUGGUGAAGGGCGAGCUGGUGGUGCGGGACGGCGGGGCGACGGAACGCGCGGGGGGCGGGGCGAACGCGCGAGCGCGGACGAACGCGGCGUUGGAGACGCUCGACGACGCGGAGAGGAUGCCGGAGGAAGCGCAGAAGAUUUUGAGGGCGAGAACGGACGCGGCGACGCGCAAGGCGAAGGAAAAUCGUCACGACGCGUUUGCGAUUACGCCGAGGCGCGUCGCGCGCGUGCUGCGACGAGAACCGCAACUCGUGGCGGCGGCGAUCGAGAGUUUGCGAGCGCGCGAUCCCGCGGGCGUGCGCGCGGCGGCGAAGAUGACGCACUUCGAGCCGGUGGAUUUUCACCCGACGCUGGUGCGAAUGUCGCGAUGGUUGUUCUCGGAAAUCAGUCGCGAGCGUUUCGAAGCGCCGGAGCGAUAUCCGAUGCCGCCAAAGAGCGCGGAUGAUUUCAUCGCGCGCGAGCUCGGGAUGAAGAUCGCGUGCGGGUUCGAGAUGUUACUCGCCGAUCGCGGACCGGUCGUCGACGCGUCCGCGAGCGACGCCGAACCGGUGGACGAUCGGGCGUGGACGACGUUUAAGGCGAGUUUGACGGAGAACGGGUAUUUUAGAAACGAAAUGGUUGGAAGCGCGAUGUACAGGACGCUCCUGGCGAACGCGGUGCGCGAGUACAACGCGUCGCCACAAGCGUCGACGUCUCGCCGUGCGCAACGUUCGGCGCCCGCCGAACGCGUUCGCGAGAUUCUCGCCGCGCCCGAGAGCGACGACGACGCGUUGCGCGCGGCUUCGCCGAGCGACGCGAGCGAUGAGACUUGGCUUCUUGAAGCCGACAAAGCGCUGAACGAGGAGUUAGCCAAGCUAGAAAAAGAGCGCGAGCGCACGGUGUGCGACGCGACGAGGAGCGCGAGAUCGUUCGUCGAGCGCGAAUCCGGAUUCGAAGGCGUGGAGACGCGAUCGCGGCGGGUGAAUCACAACGCCGCGCCGGGCGCGUGUCCGGGUGAUUUAAACAUCCCCGACGGCGAUGCCGGGUUCAGCUUAGACGCUCGAAAGUUCCUCAGCGAACUCGGCAAGGCGCUCGCGAUCGAGGACGACGACAAGUUGCGACGGUACCUGGACGCCGACGGCGCGGACUUUGAUUCCGACGACUCCGACGACGACUUCAAUUUCCCCGACGACUCCGACUCCGACGCCGCGCGUCGCCGCGCGCGCGACUCCGACGACUUACCCGAGGACGAUUUCUUCGCGUCGUCUUCCGAUUCCCUCGACGCGGACUCCACCGACUUCGUCCACGUCGGCGACGACGCCUCCGACAGCGACGACGACGACGACGACGACGCCUUCGCCGCCCACUACGACGCCGUCCUCCGCCGACAACUCGCGUCCACCGACCUCGACGUCACGCCAUCCGACGCCACCGACGCCGACGUCUCCGCCGCCCUCGCGCGCGGUUUUCUCCACAGCGCCUCCGCCGACGCCUCGCGCGCCGGUCCCGCCGCGAGUCUCCUCGCCGCCGCCGGCGUCCCCGCCGACGUCGCCCGCGCGCUCCACCUCCACCGCCCCGACGCCCCGUGA